This is a messenger RNA of Cladocopium goreaui, 1086 nucleotides long. Lineage: Eukaryota; Dinophyceae; Suessiales; Symbiodiniaceae. The record is from the annotation of a GenBank genome assembly.
AUGGACCCCCAUGUGGUGGCUGAGCUUACCAAGCUGAAGGAUGACAAGCAACUGCCCAUCAACACCAAAUGGGCCAAGUUGAAGGAAACCAUGGUCCAAGCAGGUUUGGCAUGGCCAAGGACAGAGGUCCCCAGCCAAGUGUUGUGCCACCCAAAGAAUAGAGCAGGCAUCAUGCUCAAUGCAUGGGAUGUGCAUGCCAAGGGUGCCAAGAUGCUUGAAUUGGGUAUUGCCAUGAACAAGAUCCAAGAAAGUGUUGCCUUUGAGGUGUCGACCAAAGGCAGCACCAAGCAGCAACAGCUCCAGGCCAACAUUCAACUAGUGGAGUCCUCCCACAACCAACUGGCACCAGUAACUGGCCAAGAGAGAUUGCUCAGCUGCUCCAGCAGCCAUUUAGUCGCCUUCUGCAGAGCAGUUCUCCAUGGGUGCCAAACCCAGGAGCCAAGUCUCAAGGCCAAAACCAAUGGCCAGUUGAGUUUGGCUGCUUUGGCCAACAGCCAAGAUGGUUUGGUGACCAUGUGUGAGCAAGGGUGGACAUGGUUGGUGGUGUCCAGUCUGGUUGAAGAGGCCUUCCCAGACCUGCCAACUUUGGUCCAACAGGCCUUGAACACCACUCAGGCAGUCAGCCAAGGCCAAGGCGAAUGUGAGACCAUGCUCACCAUUGCCACCCACUACCAGCAUGGCCAAGACAGCAAUGGCUCAGGAGACAUGGCCCAAGCCAUUCAACUGGCAGCCAGCAGCCAGCCAGAGGGAAGCAACUACAUGCAGACCAUGGGCUACUAUGUCCAAAACUUCAGUGGUGGUGUUGGCUGGCCAUUGCUCCACCUGCUCCAGCACAUCAGCAAGCAGUUCAGCACCACUUUGAAGCUGGGGGAAGAGUAUUUCUCCACAGUGGCCUACCUGGACUUCAAGGAGAAAAGCUCCAGCAUGCCCUGGGUGUGGGCUGCACUCUUGGCAGCCAAUUUGUCUGCACCAAGGUCAAUUGAUGGCAUUGCCAAAUGUUUGACCAAGGCAAACUGUGAAAAAUUGAAGUCCAAGCACCAAAAGGCUCUGGUCAUUCAAUGUGAAUCCAUGUUGGCCAUGAACUAG